AUGCGAGGCAUGCCGGGAGCCCGCACUUCCUCUUCAGGGGCCUCUAGAAAACCACAGGGCGCAGGGCCAAGGCAGGUCGCCCCUGGGGAGCCAGAAGGAUGGCCGAGGGCAAGGCCGGCGGCGCUGCUGGCCUCUUCGCCAAGCAGAUGCAGAAGAAGUUCAGCAGGGCCCAGGAGAAGGUACUGCAGAAGUUGGGGAAAACUGUGGAAACCAAAGAUGAACGGUUUGAACAAAAUGCCAACAACUUCUACCAGCAACAGGCAGAAGGCCACAAGCUAUACAAGGACCUGAAGAACUUCCUUAGUGCAGUCAAAGUGAUGCAUGAAAGUUCAAAGAGAGUGUCAGAGACCCUGCAGGAGAUCUACAGCAGUGAAUGGGAUGGUCAGGAGGAGCUGAAGGCCAUCAUAGGGAAUAAUGAUCUCCUUUGGGAAGACUAUGAAGAGAAACUGGCUGACCAGGCUGUGAGGACCAUGGAAAAUUACAUAGUCCAAUUCAGUGAGAUUAAGGAGAGAAUUGCCAAGCGGGGUCGGAAACUCGUGGACUAUGACAGUGCCCGACACCACCUGGAGGCUGUGCAGAAUGCCAAGAAGAAAGAUGAGGCCAAGAUUGCCAAGGCAGAGGAAGAGUUCAAUAAAGCCCAGAUAGUGUUUGAAGACCUAAACCAGGAACUGCUGGAGGAGCUGCCUGUUAUUUACAACAGUCGUAUUGGCUGUUAUGUGAACAUCUUCCAAAACAUUUCCAAUCUGAGGGAUGUUUUCUACAGAGAGAUGAGCAAGCUGAACCACAGUCUGUAUGAGGUGAUGAGCAAACUGGAGAAGCAGCAUUCCAACAAAGUCUUUGUGGUGAAGGGACUGUCAAGCAACAGCAGACGCUCUUUAGUUAUCUCUCCCCCAGUUCAAACAUCUACAGUUUCCAGUCCUCUCACUUCACCUACCAGUCCCUCUGCACUUUCCCUGAAGAGUGAAAAGGAAUCCAUCUCAGCAGCUGAAGAAGAGCUGGCACCUGGUCCAGCCCAGGGAGAAGACACCUCUGAGAUCAAAGAAGAACCCUUAAAAGAUGAGGAAAUAGAGGGAGGAGAGGAUGAAGCCAGCUCCUCUGAGGAAGAAGAGCUUCUGCCAGCCUGCAAUGGCCCAACCCAAACCCAGCCUUCUCCCACCAUUGAGGGUGGUGAGUCCCAGGAGGAAGUUUUCUCUUGUUCCCCAGAUCCAUCAGUGGGCAGAGUCCUGAUCCCUUCAGAGCAGCCUUCAUCAUCUCCUCCAGAAGUAGUCCUCCGAACCCGUACUGCAAGUGAAGGAUCUGAACAACCAAAGAAGAGAGCCUCUCUCUCGAGGACCUCAGCACCCCCUAGUAGGCCUCCUCCACCCAGAGCCAUUCCCAGCCCCAGGCUUUCCUCAGGAAACAUGCCCUCAAGCCCUAUGGCCUCUGAAAAGUGUUCACCCACCAACCCUAGGGCCUUUUUAGGAGCUGAGACUCCCAGUCCUAGGGCCUCCAUACAGGCAUCUCCUGAUCCAGAGCCACCAGAGAAGCCAGAAAGAACUCCUGAGGCCAGCGAAAAAGAAACUACCCAUAAUCUGAACCCAGAAGAACUUUGUACUUCCCCUCAGAUCUCUCAGGUUUUUUCAGAGCCUGGUGAGCCAAGGAAGAUAGAAGACAAAGAAGAGAACAAUGAGUUUAGUUCAGCUGAUUCCCCUGAGGGCCAAGGCCUUCAGCUUCAAGUCUCUGAGGUUACAGGAGAGAGCAGCAUCCCAGAACCUGAGCCUCAAGAAGAGGUAUCCACAAGUCAAAAUGCACAAUUCUGA
This is a messenger RNA of Orycteropus afer afer, 1799 nucleotides long. RefSeq names its product bridging integrator 2 (gene BIN2). Gene Ontology annotation, cellular component: podosome; plasma membrane; phagocytic cup. Gene Ontology annotation, molecular function: phospholipid binding; protein binding. Lineage: Eukaryota; Metazoa; Chordata; Mammalia; Tubulidentata; Orycteropodidae. The record is from RefSeq and is a predicted model, not a curated record. Gene Ontology annotation, biological process: plasma membrane tubulation; podosome assembly; phagocytosis, engulfment.